AUGAUGUGCAGUGGCAAGAGUCUGCUCGUGGCCGCGUUGACGGCGGUGCUGCUGCUCCACCUUGGCAGCAGGGCAGAAGCAAGCAACUUUGACUGUUGUCUACAAUACAGAGAUGGCCUCAUUCCUCUCAGACACAUCGUGGGCUUCACGCAGCAACUGGCCAAUGAAGCUUGUGAUAUUGAUGCUAUCAUCUUUCACACAAGGAAGAGAUUUGCCAUAUGUGCAGACCCCAAGAAGAUGUGGGUGAAACAAACUGUGCAACUCUUAAGUAAGCGAGUCAGAAAGAUGUGA
Messenger RNA from Chrysochloris asiatica (Cape golden mole), 291 nucleotides. It is a transcript of the gene CCL20, whose product is annotated as chemokine (C-C motif) ligand 20. The record is from RefSeq and is a predicted model, not a curated record. The coding region runs from base 1 to 291 and encodes 96 amino acids. The transcript is spliced from 4 exons. Gene Ontology annotation, cellular component: extracellular region. Gene Ontology annotation, molecular function: chemokine activity; CCR chemokine receptor binding. Lineage: Eukaryota; Metazoa; Chordata; Mammalia; Afrosoricida; Chrysochloridae. Gene Ontology annotation, biological process: cellular response to interleukin-1; neutrophil chemotaxis; lymphocyte chemotaxis.